UCAUGGCGGACCAAAACAAGCCAGACACCGAGAGGAAGUUAUUCAAUGAAAUUUUAAGUCCAUCUGAGCUGUUUGCAGCCCGGUCCAGAAGUCACAAGAUCCCAAUCAGAGGACAGAAGGACUUCUUUCCCAAUGAUUCAGAUGAGCAAAGACAGCGGCUUGAGCAAAGUCUGAAUGAACACUGGAGCCUCAUAUCAGAGGAGAGAGUGGAAAGGCUAGGAAACCUGGUGAAGGCCAUAUGGAUUCCAAGUGACCAGAUUGUGGAGCUUCAGUCUCCAGCUGGAAAGUUCUGGCAGACGAUGGGCUUUUCUGCAAAUGGCAAACAGUAUGUCCUUCCUGAAGAGGCUCUCUACCUGAUGGAGUGUGGAAACCUGCAGGUGUUUUACAAGGACCUGCCGCUUUCCAUUCAGGAUGGGUUUGAGAGAUUUCUGUCCUCAACCACAGUGAGCCUCCAACAAUAUCAGGUGUUUGGACAUUUGAAGAGACUUGGCUAUGUCGUGCACAGAUUUGAUCCCAGUUGUGAGCCUUCUUCCUACGCCAGACAGCUGAACCUGCCUCAGUCACGUGACCGAGCAGGGAGACAACUUAAGAGGAAACGCAGCCCCAGCCCCACACCAACAUGCAGUUAUACUAAGUUGAAAGAGGAACCCACCUCUGAGAAAAUGGAAGAGGAUAAAUGCUGCCUAGAAGGUGAGGAGGAUAAAAAACUGGCUGCGUCUCCAGAGACUACAGACGUCCAGACUGCCACGACAAGUGCAGCAGAUGAAGGCAGCGGAAGGACCUGGUGGACGACGGAUGUCCUCGGGGACUCGGACAAAGAAUUGCAUUAUAGCUCCACCUCUAGAUCCUCGCGCUGGGACUUCAGCUCCAUCCCUUUCCCUGACCUCGGCUCCAGUGAGCGGCGCCCCAGCUGCUUGGCCCCUCCAGAACCCUCUCUUCUGCCGGGUGAUGUGACCGUGGGAGUCUGUGACGUCGCCUCCUGGAGGAAGAAAAUAAACCUGAGGAAGGUGAAGAUGUCCGCAAAGGAGAAGAGCAGGGAAAAAUCCAACUCCAGGCGGCGGUGGAGUGUUAACAAAGACAAAGAGGUUCGGCGGUGCAGAAACUGGGCGGAGUAUCACGAGCUCCUUGCGAGGCGACAGAGGAGGGGAAAAGGCCGACCAGCACACUUGUGGAACAGGGAAGUUACUCCUUUGCAUGACCCAAGACAACCAAUCCCCACCGCCGAGCUGUUGGAUAAAAUCAGUGUGAUUAAAUCUACACAUCUGCUCGAGGGAGCGUCCAGGUUGAAAGGUUCCGAUGAGUGGAGGAUUUGUUUCAAUGUUUACCAGCCCGACACGGUGGCAGACUUCAAGAAGAGCAACCCGGGGAAACCGUACUCCCGCAUGUGUGUGUGCAGUUUCGACGGCCCUGUGCCUGACCUGCGAGUUCUCAAACUGCUGGCUUUCCAGAGUGGAGACGUCCCAGUGGUCUUUGCUGUGGUGGACCACGGAGACAUAUCCUUCUACACCUUCAAAGACUUCCAGCUACCCACUGAUGUGUUCCCCUGAGACACGUUUAUCUAGGACUUUUACAUACAUUUAUAAAAGCUCUUUUAUGUGCCUGACCAGUGAUUUACAGUGGACGGGUAGAUUUAGUGCCAAAGCUAUUAUUGGAAAAAGUGAUUUUAUCAGCUUUCGUUUUGCAUUUUUUUUCUUUUAUCUGUGGGACCAACAGAUCAUCAUCAGCAUCAUUAUUUUCUGCAAUAAGUGAUGGUUGAAGACUUUAAAAAUCCUCGUGGCAAAUAAAUUGUUGGUAUGGCAGUAGAAAACAAAGUCACAUAAGCAAGUAAAGACCCAGGAACACCAGCUGUUUCCAUAUUUACAUAGUUUUGUAAAACUUUAUUUGCAAAAAAGGUUUGAGAAAAAAAAUGUUGCGCAAAAUAUUACAGAUUUAGGCAGAGUUAAUGAUGCUGUAUAUUUUAUUCUUUAUUUCUUCCAGUUGAUCAAUAGUUUGUCAUGCAGUGAGCUGGGGGAUGCACUUUUGGCACUAGGGGUGUGACAGUAUACCGUUAUAAAUAUUACCGUUAUAUUUUUUAAUGAUAUAUUGAUUUCAUGUGAUUAAUACACAUACAAGAAUACUUUAAAUAAUUCAGCGCUUCUUGCUAUCAGGUUGACACUCCGACUUCGGCACAACAUACAGUACAGUUAUGUUUACAGACUCCUUCUCCGUACAUUUGUAUUUUGAUGAAAAUUUUUUUGUCAAAAAGAGAUCAAAAACACAAUAAAACCUUUUAAAAAGA
Stegastes partitus (bicolor damselfish) is the source of this 2278-nucleotide messenger RNA. RefSeq names its product TSEN54 tRNA splicing endonuclease subunit (gene tsen54). NCBI's taxonomy places the organism in Eukaryota, Metazoa, Chordata, Actinopteri, Pomacentridae. The coding region runs from base 3 to 1547 and encodes 514 amino acids. Gene Ontology annotation, cellular component: tRNA-intron endonuclease complex. The transcript has 12 exons. The record is from RefSeq and is a predicted model, not a curated record. Gene Ontology annotation, biological process: tRNA-type intron splice site recognition and cleavage.